AUGGCCGUCUCCGUAGGAAGCUGCUGCUUCUCCCUCGUUAAUGCCUCCGUCAAAACCCAAUAUUCCGUCUCUUCACCAAGGUGUUUCGUACCCAAGUCGUCGUCGACUCCCCGAGCUUCGAUUCAGAAGCGGAAAGCUUCCAGGUCUGAUUUGUCGCCUAAAUUAAACCCCAAGCACCCAGGUAAAGGCACGGACGGUGACGAUGGUGGUCCUCAAACAGUGGCGUUCAAGGCGUUUGGGUCGCCCAAAAAGGAGAAGAAAGAGUCUCAGUCUGAUUUAAGAGAGCAGCAGCAGACUGAUCCUGCGAAGAUUCACGAUGCAUCCUUUCUCAACGCCGUUGUGAAGGUUUACUGCACUCACACAGCGCCUGAUUACUCCCUCCCAUGGCAGAAGCAAAGACAGUUUACCAGCACUGGAAGUGCUUUUAUGAUAGGAGAUGGCAAGCUCUUGACAAAUGCCCAUUGUGUGGAACAUGGUACUCAGGUUAAAGUUAAGAGAAGGGGAGAUGAUCGAAAAUAUGUGGCCAAGGUUUUAGUUAGAGGUGUAGACUGUGACAUAGCUUUGCUCUCAGUAGAAAGCGAGGACUUUUGGAAAGGAGCUGAACCACUGCGGCUUGGCCACUUACCCCGCCUUCAGGAUUCAGUAACUGUUGUGGGAUAUCCUCUUGGAGGAGAUACUAUCUCUGUUACAAAAGGGGUCGUAUCACGUAUAGAGGUUACAUCAUAUGCUCACGGAUCAUCUGACUUGCUUGGAAUUCAAAUCGACGCUGCAAUAAACCCAGGGAAUAGUGGUGGCCCUGCUUUCAACGACCAGGGGGAAUGUAUUGGAGUAGCAUUUCAGGUUUACAGAUCCGAAGAGACUGAAAAUAUUGGAUACGUGAUUCCAACAACUGUUGUUUCUCACUUUUUGACUGAUUACGAGAGGAACGGAAAGUACACUGGUUACCCUUGCCUUGGAGUGUUGCUGCAGAAACUGGAAAAUCCAGCUCUGCGGGAGUGCCUAAAAGUUCCUACAAAUGAGGGGGUGCUGGUGCGAAGAGUUGAACCUACAUCUGAUGCAAGUAAAGUUUUGAAGGAGGGAGAUGUGAUUGUUAGCUUUGAUGAUCUUCAUGUGGGAUGUGAAGGAACUGUACCCUUCCGAUCCAGUGAACGCAUUGCAUUCCGUUAUCUCAUCAGUCAAAAAUUUGCAGGUGAUAUCGCAGAGCUUGGUAUCAUUAGAGCAGGAGAACAUAAGAAAGUUCAAGUAGUUCUAAUGCCAAGAGUGCACCUGGUCCCAUACCAUAUUGAUGGAGGUCAGCCGUCAUACAUCAUAAUUGCUGGUUUGGUGUUUACUCCGCUCUCAGAACCACUGAUAGAAGAGGAGUGCGAGGACACCAUAGGCUUAAAACUGUUAACAAAAGCACGCUACUCUGUGGCAAGGUUCAGAGGAGAACAAAUCGUCAUCCUAUCACAGGUCUUGGCAAAUGAAGUAAACAUCGGCUAUGAAGACAUGAACAACCAGCAGGUCCUGAAGUUCAAUGGAACUCCGAUAAGAAACAUCCAUCACUUGGCACACCUCAUUGACAUGUGCAAAGAUAAGUAUCUAGUUUUUGAGUUUGAAGACAACUAUGUGGCCGUGCUGGAGAGAGAAGCUUCGAACUCGGCUUCCUUGUGCAUCCUCAAAGAUUAUGGAAUUCCUUCAGAAAGAUCCGCUGAUCUGCAUGAGCCAUAUGUAGAUCCAAUAGAUGACACCCGAGCACUUGACCAAGGUUUUGGUGACAGCCCUGUCUCAAAUCUGGAAAUCGGCUUCGAUGGACUGGUCUGGGCAUAA
Messenger RNA from Microthlaspi erraticum, 1809 nucleotides. The record is from the annotation of a GenBank genome assembly. NCBI's taxonomy places the organism in Eukaryota, Viridiplantae, Streptophyta, Magnoliopsida, Brassicales, Brassicaceae.